Cladocopium goreaui is the source of this 405-nucleotide messenger RNA. Lineage: Eukaryota; Dinophyceae; Suessiales; Symbiodiniaceae. The record is from the annotation of a GenBank genome assembly.
AUGUCGCCUGUCCCUCCAGUCCGUAGCUCCCGACGCCGUUGGAGCGAACGGCUGUGCCUGGCAGUGGUCUUCCUAGGCAUUGCACUUCAUGGCAUCUCCCCUCGAGGUUCCAUUGCGUACACCGAUGCUGCACCUGUGGAAAAGGAGGGUGGAAGUGCCAAGAUGGUCACCCUGCUGGCUAUUCCUGUCGUCUUCGUGGUGAUGGCGCGGUCGAUUAGCAAAGCCUUGGCAAACCCCAAAGCCAAGCACGGCGAAAGUGCUUUGACGGCUGAUGUUCUACCAGCAGUGAUGUUCGGCUUGGCUCUGUGGACUCUGGUCAUGUGCGCGAUUCAGCACGGUUACUUGCCGGUGCCCUUCGUGGAAGGGAAACAGUGUGAGCAGCUUGGCCUGGAGACUUGGGGGUAG